Spirodela intermedia is the source of this 400-nucleotide messenger RNA. NCBI's taxonomy places the organism in Eukaryota, Viridiplantae, Streptophyta, Magnoliopsida, Alismatales, Araceae. The record is from the annotation of a GenBank genome assembly.
AUGUCGGCGCAGGAGACCUUGUUCCGACACUGCGGCACGGCGUCCACGGCGGCCUUCGCCUUGAUUACGGUGUCGAACCCAUCUCCGGCCAGAGAUAGGUUAUCCGGGUGGUCCUUCUCGGCGGUGUUGGACCCCGAGGACGCCACCAUGACGGACGCAUCACAUCCCUGAAAUCCACGCGGUUAGAACCGACACAAUGGCUCAAGCUGGCUGCGGAGGUUGCCGUGGAGGUGUUUCCUACCUCGACGAAGCAGUCGUGGAAGAAGAGCCGGAGGGUGGCGGGGACGGUGACGAAUGUUUGCCGGAACUUGGUCUGCACCACCCCCCUCACGAUGUUCUCCACGUUGGGGCAUGUGUUGGCGUAGUAGUCCCGCCGAAGCUGCGCCGCAGCCGGCACUGA